UCCAUCCUUCACUUCACUUGAUUGAGCAUUUCCUAAUUCCUAAUAAAUUCUCUUUCUCUUUUUCAUUCACGAUUCGAUUGUGCGUACGGACCCAAUACUCUAGGGUUUCUUUAAAUCUCAACCCUCAACGACUACAUUCUUAGCUUCAAUCAAUCAAGCUGAAUUCAGCCACACCAUUACCCCUUUUUGUAGUGUUUAGUGGCUGUUUGUCUGCUUUGAUUUCAUGAAAUUGGAGCACAAUGGCAAGCUAUUUGGGAAAAGGAGCCCCUUCAAAUGGAUCUGUCUAUGUAUGCAACUUGCCCUUUGGGACUGAUGAAAGUAUGUUAGCUGAAUAUUUUGGCACCAUUGGGGUAAUUAAGAAAGACAAGCGAACAGGUCGUCCAAAGAUAUGGUUAUACCAUGAUAAAGUGACAAAUGAGCCGAAGGGAGAUGCUACUGUAACUUAUGAAGAUCCACAUGCUGCGGUAGCUGCUGUUGAAUGGUUUAACAACAAGGAUUUUCAUGGUAAUACCAUUGGAGUUUUUAUAGCAGAGUCAAAAAGCAAGGAUGAACAGGCCUAUAACUCAGUGGCAGAUCCAAGUGAUGCUGGUGAUUUUGGUGGAUUGGAAGAAAACACUGGAGAUAUGAAUGGUGGUGGUGGAAGAGGAAGAGGUCGGAGUGAUGCUUCAGGAAAAGCAUGGCAACAAGAGGGGGAUUGGACGUGUCCGAAUACAAGCAGUUGUUCAAAUGUAAAUUUUGCAUUUCGUGGUGUGUGCAACCGCUGUGGAAGUGCUCGACCUUCUGGAGCCUCUGGUGGUAGUGGAGGAGCUGGUGGUCGUGGUAGGGGUCGUGGUGGCCCUGACUCUGGGGGCCCUGGCCGUGGAGUUGGUGCUGCCGUUGGAGGACUCUUUGGUCCAAAUGAUUGGCCUUGUCCAAUGUGUGGUAAUAUCAACUGGGCAAAGCGUACAAAAUGCAAUAUUUGCAACACAAAUAAGCCUGGUCACAAUGAGGGUGGUGUGAGCAGAGGUGGACGUGGGGGAGGUUACAAAGAACUUGAUGAAGAAGAGUUAGAGGAAACUAAGCGACGUCGGCGGGAGGCUGAAGAAGAUGAUGGUGAGAUGUAUGAUGAGUUUGGCAAUCUAAAGAAAAAGUUUCGUGCCAAAACUCAGCAAGCUGAAACUGGACGGGCACUUCCAGGUGCUGGACGUGCUGGAUGGGAGGUUGAGGAACUAGGCGUCACUGAAAGGGAUGGGAGAGAGAGAAGCAGAGACAGAGGAAGGGAUCGGGAUGAUAGGGAGAGCAGCAGGAACAGAGAUCGAGAUGACAGGGACUGGCGUCGGAGUCGAAGUAGAGAGAGAGAUAGAGGAAAAGAUCGCGACCGGGAUUAUGAUCAUGACAGAGAUAGAGACUAUGGGCGGGAAAGGGACCGUGAUCGGGACCGGAACAGGCACCGAUAUUGAGAAAUGUAGGAACCUUUGAUGGUUUUAAGCAUUGUUUUGGUUGUGUUGCUGGCUUGAGAUAGAGGUGGUUUUUUGCUUCCUUGGUGGGAAGAAUGGCAUUUGAUUUCAUCUUCAUUUUACAUGGUAUGCUAAAAUUCUGGGACCGAUGCUUUUCCUGUUUUGAAACUUUUAUUUAGAACGGUGACCUGUGCUAUCAUGUAAACUUGUUGUCCAUACUUCAUACUCCUAAGGUAGUAUUCGGAUGUAAAUUAAUAUGCGAAUCUGAUUUAUUCCGCUUCAAAUGUGUAGCGAAAAUGGUACUUAGGUUGCAGGAAGUUCAUUUCUACUA
This is a messenger RNA of Quercus robur (English oak), 1767 nucleotides long. Its product is annotated as transcription initiation factor TFIID subunit 15. Gene Ontology annotation, molecular function: RNA binding. Bases 240 to 1439 code for a protein of 399 amino acids. NCBI's taxonomy places the organism in Eukaryota, Viridiplantae, Streptophyta, Magnoliopsida, Fagales, Fagaceae. The transcript has 8 exons. The record is from RefSeq and is a predicted model, not a curated record.